AUGGCUGCCACUGAGGACGCGGUCCGGCCGCCGGCCCUGCCGUGGACGGUGCGCAUCCAGCUGGCGGCGUUUUCCCUUGCACACCGGCGCGACGGCAGUGUCCGGCGCCUCUUCUGCUCCCUCGCCGACCUCCACGUCGCCGCGAAACGUCGACCGGACGCCUCGGGGGUCCGCUCCGCCGACGUCACCGUCGAUGCCUCCCGCGGCCUCUGGGCGCGCGUCUUCUCGCCCUCGUCGUCGGCAGCCGACGCGCCGCUCCCCGUCGUCGUCUUCUUCCACGGCGGCGGCUUCUCGCUGUUCUCUGCGGCGUCCCGCCCGUACGACGCCCUCUGCCGCCGUCUCUGCAGCGGGCUCGGCGCCAUCGUCGUGUCCGUGAACUACCGCCUCGCGCCGGAGCACCGCUUCCCGGCCGCCUACGACGACGGCGUGGACGUGCUCCGCUACCUCGACGCCAACGGCCUACCUGCCGACCUCGCCGUGCCCGUGGACCUCUCCAGCUGCUUCCUCGCCGGCGACAGCGCCGGCGGCAACAUCGUGCACCAUGUGGCCCAGCGCUGGACGGCAGCCAUGUCCACCACAUCAUCGUCACUCCGCCUCGCCGGCGUGAUUCUGAUCCAGCCCUUCUUCGGGGGCGAGGAGCGGACGGAGGCGGAGGUGGAGCUGGACAAGGUGUGUGCGUCGCUGUCGAUGGGGGCGACGGACGCCUACUGGAGGGAGUUUCUGCCGGAGGGCGCCACCCGGGACCACGCGGCAGCUCGAGUCUGCGGCGAGGGCGUGGAGCUCGCUGAGGCGUUCCCGCCGGCCAUGGUGGCGGUCGGCGGGCUCGACCUGCUCAAGGGCUGGCAGGCGCGGUACGUGGAGGCGCUGCGCGGGAAGGGGAAGGACGUGCGGGUGGUGGAGUACCCCGGUGCCUUCCACGGCUUCCACGCGUUCCCGGAGAUCGCCGACUCCGGCAAGCUCGUGGCCGACAUGAAGCUGUUCGUCGAUGAGCAUCGGUAUUCGUUCUCCCCGGACGAGCAUGAUGUUCAGCCUGAUGAGGUUGAUGUUGGCCGUAGCGUUGCUGCCCCCGAUAACGUGGCUUGGAAAAAUAGGAGGCAGGAGUGGACGGACGAUAUGUACAUUGAUAGAGGCCAUACCAGGAUCUGA
Lolium rigidum is the source of this 1146-nucleotide messenger RNA. RefSeq names its product probable carboxylesterase 18. The record is from RefSeq and is a predicted model, not a curated record. The transcript is spliced from 2 exons. Gene Ontology annotation, molecular function: hydrolase activity. Lineage: Eukaryota; Viridiplantae; Streptophyta; Magnoliopsida; Poales; Poaceae. Bases 1 to 1146 code for a protein of 381 amino acids.